Molecule: messenger RNA, 1148 nt
Organism: Artibeus jamaicensis (Jamaican fruit-eating bat)
Lineage: Eukaryota; Metazoa; Chordata; Mammalia; Chiroptera; Phyllostomidae
Gene: SRSF9
Product: serine and arginine rich splicing factor 9
Exons: 4
Coding region: 143-808 (221 amino acids)
Cellular component (GO): nucleus; ribonucleoprotein complex; cytoplasm
Molecular function (GO): mRNA binding
Source: RefSeq, a predicted model, not a curated record
UAUUCCCAUAAUGCUGUGCGGCUGAGCGCCUCCGAGCCCGCGGGGACGCUGCGGGGGAGCCCCGGCUGAGGAGGCGGUGGCAGCAGCAGCGGCGGCGGCGGCGACGUGGGCUGCGGCGGGCCCGCGGCGUCGGGCGGUGCGGAUGUCGGGCUGGGCGGACGAGCGCGGCGGCGAGGGCGACGGGCGCAUCUACGUGGGGAACCUUCCUACAGACGUGCGCGAGAAGGACUUGGAGGACCUGUUCUACAAGUACGGCCGUAUCCGGGAGAUCGAGCUCAAGAACCGGCACGGCCUCGUGCCCUUUGCCUUCGUGCGUUUCGAGGACCCCCGAGAUGCUGAGGAUGCCAUUUAUGGAAGGAAUGGUUAUGAUUAUGGCCAGUGUCGGCUUCGUGUGGAGUUCCCCAGAACAUAUGGAGGUCGCGGUGGGUGGCCCCGUGGUGGUAGGAAUGGGCCUCCUACAAGAAGAUCUGAUUUCCGAGUUCUUGUUUCAGGACUUCCUCCCUCAGGAAGCUGGCAGGACCUGAAGGAUCACAUGCGAGAAGCUGGGGACGUGUGUUAUGCAGAUGUACAGAAGGAUGGAAUGGGGAUGGUUGAGUAUCUCAGAAAAGAAGACAUGGAAUAUGCCCUGCGUAAACUGGAUGACACCAAAUUCCGCUCUCAUGAGGGUGAAACUUCCUACAUCCGAGUUUAUCCAGAGAGAAGCACCAGCUAUGGCUACUCACGGUCUCGGUCUGGUUCAAGAGGCCGCGACUCUCCAUACCAAAGCAGGGGUUCCCCACACUACUUCUCUCCUUUCAGGCCCUACUGAAACAGGUGAUGGGAACUUUGUCUUUAUUUUUUAGGCAACUGAGCUGCUUUGUGCUCAGAAUUUACAUUCCAGAUUGAUGAUUUAGUGUCUUAGGAAAUUUUUUAAAUUUUUUUUUUAAGGAAAUAAAACUACAUAAUUUCUACCAGGGCCAUAUUAGCAGUGAAAGAAACAUUUUCAACUGCAGGAAUUGUGGUUUUGUUUCAGAAAGAACUUGUGUAUUUUUCACCCCUGAUUAUGGGGGAAAAAUCAGUGCUGUCUUUGUGGGUUGUUCUGCUCUGAGAUCAGCAGUUACUAUGACUGAGUGGGCCCAUUCUGUUUAGAAAUAUAUUUUAAACGUUUA